GUCACUGUCAAAUUUGUCAAAUCACAUUAACAUAUAUUCAUCAUUCAAAAUUGUAGUAAAUAUAUUCCAAAUGUAUAAAUUACUGUCUAGAAGUCUACCAAAAUGUAACAAGUCCUUGACAAAAUUCACUACCAUUUACAAGAAAAUUCUAAGUGUUUGCCAUGCCAGUACGUCACAUCAGAAGAAAAAUGCCCCCAAGUCACAUUCGACGAAUACAGAGGAAAAUUCGCAACGAAGUUCAAAAAAAAAUGAAAUAACAUUCAAAACAUCAAGGACUUUUUCAUCUUCUUGUGUUGGGAAAACCGGACUGAAAUUUCUGAAAAAAUCUCUCUUCCCGGAAAAAUGCAACAGGAAAGUAAAAUUCUUGAUGUUUUCUACUUCAUCUAAAUUUUGUUAUUCAUCAACCGCGAAUCAAGCUAAAGAGAACAACAAAAAAUAUUUCAAAAACCAUAGAGCUUUGGAAUUAUACAAAAAAGCGUUUGAACAGUGCAUGAGAAUUAAACAUAAGAAACAGCGUGUUGAUAGGGCACACAAUAUUAUUGGAUGGACUCCGGAACCUUUCAAAAUUAGAUAUCCCCAUGAAUUAGUAGUCAUUGCUGAUGAAGAGAAGGCCGAAAAAUCAAAUAGUAAACGCAGUAACAAUAACAAAAUAAUGAUUGAGGAGAAAACUCCGAAACAAGUUCUUAGACUCAUACCCAAGAAGUCUCUAACCAUAAAGGAAAUGGCGCAGAAGAGAAAGGUGCUGGAAAAGAAGAAGAUGACUUCCAAAAACAACAAAAAACCCCUGAAAAUUGUGUAUCCAACUCAUAUAAUCAAACACAAAUUAGGUUUGACACCAUCUUAUCAUAUCGAUAAAUCGGUGAGAAAGAAAAUUGAAAAAAUGUCUAAUGCCAAAUUCCGCGAAGAACAAAAACCGAAGCCUAGGGUCCAAAUAAACACUAUAGAAAUUAUACCAUAUAAACAAGAAUUAGAUCAGAACUUGUUGAAGGUUAUUAGUGCUAUUAAGAAGCGACGAGAAAAAAUUUGCGAGAAAAAUGCGAAAACUGAGGAUUCUAUUAAACAUCUCAUAAGUCAACAUCCUAUGGUAAAGAAGGCCACCAAGACAGCAAAAAUGUCAAUCAACCAGAAAUAUAACGUUAUCCUAUUGAAGAGCCAAGCAAAAGUUCAGUUGAAAAUGUUGAAGCCAAAGGAACUAGUGGAAGAUAAUGAUGCUGUCGGAGAACGAUGUGGAGAACCAGACAAAGUGUCAUCUGCGGGAGACAACGUAAACAAAAUCGAAAAAAAUCAGGAAACACCAGUAACUCCUCUACAUCAUUUAGCAAGAAACUCAAAAAUAACACAACAUCCCAUAUUACCAAGUGAUACCCAAAGAGAUAUGAAGCAAAUGAUUAGAUAUCCAAAAAGGCUUUUAGUUGAAAAAAGUGAAACAUUUGACGUUGAUGGCAUAUGCUUGAAAACGAAAGAGAGCUACGUAGCUUACGUAGAUGAAAUUGGCGAUAUUCCCAAGAAAAUUCCCACAUUCCAGGAAAAAGUAUAUACACAUCCUAUAGAAAAACAAGAUGAAGCGGUAUCUGAUCCUAAAAAAAUUAAUUAUCAAAAUUCUGAAAAACAAAACGAUGCCCUAACAGAUAAAUCCGAUAGAAUCGCAAAACAUGACAACAAUGGUGUUGCCCAAAAUUUAUUGAAAUACCAACUGAGUCAGGGUGGGAAAAAGGAUACAGAAGCUGUACGAGAUGUAGGUCAUACGGAAAACCAAUCCAAGAUAGUGAAUCCAGCAGAAAGUCUGAGGGAAUAUUUGAAAAAAUUGAAUGAACUGAAAAAUCAAACUUCCAUUAGUAGAUUAAGUAUAGCGAAUUACCCAAUUCGAACAUCCUCUAUGGUGGAAAAUCUUAGUCUGAAAAAAAUCAACGUGAACGAAAAUAAGAAUAUUAAAUCUAAAGAAAUCGAAGGAAAGGAAAAGGUUCAAGAACUACUCACUAAAAAUAUCGAGAAGAAUGAUGACAAAAAUAAAACUGAUAAUUUAUUGAAAUCGAAAGGCACAAAUAAAAUUGACGAAAACAUAAAGCAUGUCGACAAAAAGUUGGAAUUCAUAAAACCUGCGGAAGAGAAAAUGAGAACAGUGAAAAAUUUAGACAAUAUAAAUUCUACAUCCUUUAAAUUAGAAGAGAUUAACUCGGAUAAAGCCGCUGAAAAUCGGUCCAGUGAGGUGAAACCUUUAUUCAAAAAAUUAUUGGAUCAUGAUAGAGAGCAAGUAAGUGCAAAUGAGAGAAAGAAAUUCACGCUCAUUCCAGAUGAAGAAACUUUGAGAAAAAAAUCUGAGGCAAAAGCUAAAGUUAUAAUUCCAAGAUUCAGAUCAAUGCCAGAGCGAACAUCAACCAGAUCGCCAGUAAUAAAAAAUGCGCCAAAAUAUUCCUUGGAAAAUUUUCAGCCUGAUGAUGCUUUGUCAGAAAAAGUGUCUGAAAGUGAAAAUGAAAGGAAGGCAUAUCUACAAAACAAAAUCUAUAAGAAAAUAUUAGAACAAUAUGAAGUUCGAAGUAAAUCUGACAUGCAUAUGGGCAACAAAAAAUCAUCUCAAAAUGAACAGAAGAGCAUUGAACAAACUACGAAAAACAUUGUUGAUCCAGAAAAAAGGUUUAGUUCGAAAAAUAUUUUGAAUAGCUCUUCUGAUAUACACGAAGGAAACUCUUCAAAAACUGAGUUGCGAGUUCAUUCGAUAGAAGUUGAACGGCAAAACGACCCGGUAAAAGACCUCACAACAUCCACAGAAACUCAUUCGAAAAAUGCUUAUCCAAAACAAACCCCCCAAUUGAAUCAAAUUGAUUACAUAAAAAGCCACAGUGAGGAGUCUAAGUAUAAAGAGAAGGUGAAAAAUCUUUUAGAGCCUUCUAGUCAGUAUCUAGAGAAACUCAAAGAAGCUGGAAAAAAUCAAAUGAGAAAUUUGGGAGAACUACAGGCUCAACUGACAAACCAGCUGUCGGAAAAUAUGGCAAGGAGUUUGAAAAUUGAAAAAAUGAUAGAAAAUGCCACGAAAGUGGAGAAUAAUAUUACAAAUGAAAAUGAAUCAAUCAAACUAUCUGAAAAAGCUGUUCAACUAGGAAUAGAAGAGGGUUCAAAAAGAAAUGAGACAACAGUAAAGCACCCGAACCAGUUAACCAGCAGGACUGGUGAGGUUCAAAUCUUACCAAAUGAUUUCAGUACUAGAGAGGCAGAAGUGACACAGAAUGAAAAAUAUAAAUAUUUAUUAGAUACGAAUAAAAAUAUCGAAACCGAUGGAGACAUUUCGAAAAGUGAAUAUUCUGAAGAGAAUACACAGGCAGUUCCUUCUUCUUUGUCUAACAAGUAUUCUUUGGAGCAAUCACUCAAUGAGCAUUCCAACAAAGAUAACGAGAAUUUUAAGUAUUCUGAACAAUUGGUAGAAGUUAACAACGGUAUUGUUUCUGAAAACAAUGUAGCUGUGAAGGAAACUUUCCUUUACAUCUUGAAAGAGAAAGAUCCUGAACAGGAUGAUAUCGUAACAGAUAUAGUAGAGAUGAAAAAUAAACUUGACAGUAAAAAUAUAUCAAAAAUAUUAAAAGAAGAACCAGAAUAUAAUCAUCUACUAGACAGCUUCAAAAAUUUACUGGAUGUCUCUGAAGACUUCGUAUCUCGUCACGGUCGAAUGAAAGAUUCUCAUAGUGCAAACCAUCUGCAAAACAAAGGGACUUCUCACCAGGUCAUUCAAUCACAAGAAAAGCCAUUGAAUUCUCAUGAACCUUCACGUAUCCAGUCCAGUGCUGCUCUAAACCGUCUAGACAUUUCCAAUCCAACCGAGGAGCAUCAACCACCAAUUCGGAAAGAAGUUUUUUUACAACCCCCAAAGCAUUCUGAGUCUGAAGUAGACGAAUUUCAGAAAGAUCAAGUCGUUGAAAAUUCUUCAGAAGAAAAUACAAAGUUUCAAUAUAAUCAAGACGUUUUUCAAACUUCUAUUCACCUAAAUAAUAGGCCUUCAAUCAGGAAAGAAAAUCCACCAAUCAAUAAACCGAAACCACGAAAUGAAAAGAAAGACAAGCCAAAAUCUAAGAAAGACCUUGUUUUUCCCCCACCAAAAACCGGCGACACUCCAAAAAUGGUUGAAGGUAACUCCAUGAUUGAAGAGACUGAGAAAAAAACUGAAGAAAGUUUCAGUAGUGAAGAAUUCAAAAGGAAAUACAGAAAUUCGAUAUAUGAGCAAAUGGGAAAAGAUGACCUUGAAGAUAUUGUUUUCGGUUACCGAUACAAACCAAAACAAGAUUGGACUAAAGGUUUAAAAAAUUGGAUAACCAUUUUAGCUUUCAUAGAAGAAUUGAAAAUAACAUAUAAAGACGGAUCUGAUGAAAAUUUAAUCAAAAUCAGUGAAGAAUUUAAACAUACUGCUGAGAAUAUGACUAGUAACAAGUUAGAAUUCGCCAAAAUUGUACCAAUAGAAGAUCUGGAUGAUCCCCCCCAAAAAAAUUGUGAAAUUAUGGAAAAAACAUAUCCAAAGGAGCAAAAAACUGAUUACGAAAAACUGUCUGAAAAACCAGUUCCAAAAUCUAAAGAAGUGGAUGAGAAUACUAUUGAAAAUAAUAUUUGUACUGCAAAAAAUGAAGAAAUCAGAAAUGAUGAAUCAACGAUUUCAAAACAGUCAAUAAGUUCAGUUAGUUUGGAUUUGCCACAGACAGCUGAAAAAGUCAUGUUUAUAGAACGUAAUCACCAAAAUGAGAGAGAUGAUUCAAAAAUGUGUUUAGAGAAAGGAACGAUUGUAGACAGAAAAGUCCAUCAGAAGAAACACGAUCUUGAAGAGACAGUUUCAACAAAACUGAGAAAGGGAACAGAUGAAUCAAAAGAAUUGAAAUGGCCACCAAAACUACUGAAGUUUAAAUUUCCUCAAAAAAGAAAACAAAGUGAAGAGUUGCCACUUGAACAAAAAAUUGUUGUAGAUAAGGUCAGUCAACCUAAAUUGUCACAAAAAAAAGUAUGGAGUGCACGUAAUCCACAAAAUACUAGGAAACGAAUUGGGUUUACCAAAGAAAAUGUUUCUUCAAACAUGAAAAUUUCCGUUGAUGAAUCUAUUCCAGUGAAAACUCCUGUAUCAAAUUUGCUGGAAAAAAAUUUGAAACAUUUUAAAACUGUAAACCAAAGGCCAACACAAGUACUUCCACCGAAAAAUUGUUUAAUGUCUAUGACUAAAACUGACGCGCUGAAAUCUAAAACCGAUUCAUGUCUUCUGAGAACGUUUCUUUUAGAUGACGAUGAAAAUUUUGAAGGAAAUACAGAAAAAACUGAGUUCAAGAAAAAUUUGAAAAAAUAUACACUUACAUCUAAAAUUCAUACUGAGCAAUAUUCAAAAAAUAAAAAAAGUGAUCAUAACAGGUUUUCUAGACAGCUUGCCGACAUCUCUGAAGACUCAAAAUCCCCCGAAAUAAUAAAACAUCAAGCUGAGACUUCAGCAAAUCAUUCAGAAUCAAAACCGCCUCAGUAUUCCAAAACAAUGUCUUCUAAAUUGGGGUUACCAACAAAGCAGUCCAGAAAAGAACAACGUUCAAUAUCUCUCGAAAGUAAUCUGAAGUCGUGGAAAUUAUUGAAAUCAGAUAACUUAGGCACCUCUGAUAGAAAGACUGAAAACAACUCUACAAAGGAAAACUAUUCAAUCAAAUCUUCUCCACUAUCAAAAAUGUUUUCACUGGACGAAAAUGACCCCGAUGAAUACGACAAGCCUCUAAAGGAACCAAUGAAAACCUCAAAACUGUUGAAAAUGUUUUCAUUGGACGAAAACGAUCCGGAGGAAAUCAGAAAACCUUUGAAGAGAGCAAAUACAUUAUUACUACCAACAUUUGAAGAAACAUCGUAUCUAGGACAAAGAAAAUUACGUCAACAGUGUAAGAACAGUUCCAAAUCCACAGAUAAAAACCAAUGUAAGAAAAAUGCCGAUGUUAAACUUGAGACAGCAAAAACUAAUAUGAAUGAACCAGAUCCAGAUAAAAAAAAACAUUUCACAACACUGCAACAAGAUUUGAACCAAUCGAAAAAACUCAGCGAAACUUCAGAAUCGAACAGACUGAAAAAAUCUACUAGUUUCACUCCUGCACGUCUUCAGGAAAAUAUCUUAGGAAGUAAACUCUCUGCGAAAUCUUCUUUGUUGACAUCAUACGACUCUUUUGAAAAUACCAAGAAGUCAUCAUCGAAUAAAAAGAAGAAUUUCACAGAUGAAAGCAAACAGUCAAAAAGACCCAAGUCUCUCGAAGUCUUGAACGUUAUAGAAAAUAGUACUGAUUGCUUUUCCUUGUGUUUUCGAAAAAACAAGAAAAAGUCAAAAACGGCAGAAAUAGUGCCAAAAUGUGUGGUUAGAUUAACUCUUCCGAAGACAACUAGUGAACAUUUCAAAAUGGAAGAGACAAAUAGAAAAUAUAACGUUCAUAAGAAAGGGUUUGUUGAUAAUGUAUUCGAUACAGAACGGUCUAACAAUCAAACGAAAAUAAAUAAAUUAGAAUGCGUCUCUUCAUCUCAAGGAAUGUUUCGGGGAAAAGAAAAAAAUGGAGAUCAUGAGACAUAUUUAGGAGGAAAUAAUGGAGAUAGCAGAGGAAAAAAAUCAUCCAAAUUACUUUUGAAAGUGAUUUUACCAAAAAAUCCUUAUGCUCCGGGAAAAAAGGUGGUCGCAGAUGACAACCAAAAGAAAAGUGAUCCUAAGGCACCUAAAAUUGGACCAUUGCCAGGUAAGCUGAAAAAUAAAGCAAUCAUUAGAAUUAAUAAGACUUUUGGUGUAUCGGAAAAAUUUCAACACAAUAAUACAGCAUUAGAACCAAAUAUCAAAAAGGUGAGUAAAUAUGUUAAUAAAUCAUUACGAACAUUGAAUUCACCGUCAAGUUCCAAAAACUCGAAGUCUGCUAAAAGUUACUCAAAUAGACUGGAUGAACCCAAUCAAAGACAUGUGCGCCAAGAUAUAAUCAAUUCAACAGCGGAAGAAGAACGAACAAAGGAGCUCAAAGAUAAAUCAUUGAAAGAAAUAUAUGGAAGCGUCUAUCUCGAAAUGAUUAUGGAAAAAUAUAGGGUAAAUAACAAAAAAUUAGAAGAUCUUAGUGAUCAAAAUAUGGUUUUGAAUGAAAUCAAAAUAUUUCAAAGAAAAAAAUCUAAGGAACGAAUUAUCCAAUUAUUCGAUAGAAAUCUGAGAAAAAAUAAUAGAAAUAGUCGCAAGAAAAAGGAUAAAAGAAAUAUGGGGAAAAAAUUGGACUCUGUUGAAAACGAAAGACCAUCGUCGAUUUAUAAGAUCCAGAAGAUAGAACUCACAACAAGUAAAACAAAAAGCGAUAACGUGAAACAAGACACAAAAGCACUAGAGACCGGUAACUUGAGAAAAAAUCUUUCUCAAUUUGGUCGUUCGACUGAACACAUCGAAAAUAACAACGAAACAAAAAAACUACAGAGAAAUCAGAGGAAAUAUAAACUUGAAAUAGAUAGUGGGUUGAAACUUGAAGAUAGUACUAAGAGAUCUCAUCAACAUAAUAUCAGCGUACCUAAUUCUGAGAAAAAAACUGAAAAAGUAUCCAAAAAUACAAAAUACGGCAUUUUCAGUCCAAGAUAUUGUUUGGAAUACCUUGUAGAUGAAAAAGAAAAGAAAGUGGGUUCUCAGAAAAUAUUGAGUCACUUGACGAAAGCAAAAAAAAUACAAAAAAGCAAGCAGAAACCUUAUGGUAACUUUGGAAAUUACCAUUCAGAAAAUCAGUUCAAAAACAAGAAAUAUCACAAACAACCCAACACUCAGAAAGCAAUUCUAAGGAAAGUACCUUCGAAGAAUAGUAACAAUCUAGAAGAAAAUCUUGAGUUGCAUGAGAGACCCUUCAUGGAACUUGAACGGAAAAAACAUUUGGUAAAGAAACCAAUUUCGAUAACAAAAUUAUCUGAAAAAGGACAGAACUCUUUGGAAAAAAUCUCAAAUGAAUACAUAUAUAAUCAAAAAAGUACAAAUAAGCCAGCACUGAAGGAGAUGAAUUUGAAAGCAAAAUCAUUUGGAAAAGAAGGAGAGAAGAAUUGGAGUAAAUAUUUACUGGAGCGCUCACUUUCGUCACUUGGAAAAGAAGGAGACAAAUAUUGGAAUAAAUAUUUUCUGGAGCGCUCGUUAUCAUCGCAAUGUUUGGAUUAUGUGAAGUCAAAGGAAAUGAAUAAUCGAAAUGAUUCUGCAUCUUCUACGGAAAAACAUUCAAUUGUCAGGCCUUCAUCAUCAAAAUAUUUACUAGAAAAACAGGUUUCAAUACCAAGGAUCAAUUUAAAUCUAGACACUCUGCUAAAUGACUCAAAGAAAAAUAAAUCUGCUCCAGAAAUAAAGAAUCUGAUAGGUAAGUGGGGUAAAACAAUGACUAAACUAGUCGAAAAAAAUAAUAUCAGAAAAGCUCGAGCAAAAAUUCAAGAAAUGUUUCCAAAAAUAAACGUUGUCAUGGAUCCUGUAGACUUUGGGGAAAGAAUCAUUGGAACUGAUCUUUCCUGUAUAUUUUCCAACAAAGACUCAGGACCACACAAUUACACUGAACAAAAUGUUGUAGCAAAAAUUGAACACAUCCUUGACAAACGAGUAAAAAAUGGAAAGUUUGACAGAAAAGGUAAAUCAGGGUCUUUAAAAGUUAAGAAUCACGAUUUUGAGACUAGUAGAAACCUAGACAAAUUCAGACAUUUUAACAAAUUUUUGGUUGCAGAAAUGAAGAGUGAAAUAGCUAGCAGAGACCAAUUGAUUAGUGAUCAACAACAAUCUAUACAAAAAGAAGCAAAACCGUUGAUCUACAAGCAGAAACAAAACUUAGUACGCAUUUCAGAUAACAAGAAGACUGAAAACAAUAAGGUGGUUUCAAGACAACUAACUCCAAAAGUAACCAGCACACUAGUGAUAGAGAAGGUUUUGCCAGUCUAUCCGCCAAUUGAAUCAAAAACUGCGAAAAGUCCUACGACAAAAUUUUGUUAUCAAAUUCAAAUUCCCCCGCAAUCCAUUAUGCAGGUGCUCUUUUCUCAGCCCAGGUUUGAUGUAACCACCCUGACAGAUGAACUUCGCAGAGAAGUUGUUCCAGUACCCAAAAAGUCAAACGCAAAAUAUCGAAAUCUCAAAAUUACUUACAUACGAGUGAAGACAGGCAAACCGGCAAAAUUCGAUGAGAGCUUUUUACCAGCUUUGAUGUCCAAAAAAAGCGAAAGAACCUCGGAGAACGACGAUAAAAAUAAAGAAACACAUAAGGAGCAGAUAUUGAAGAUGAGAUAUGAAUUGUUAAAAAAAUUACGAGAAGAAUUUGAGUUUUUGAAUAACGAACAAGUUAAUCAAACAGAGAAAAAUGAUAAUAAAUCAGAAUUUGGAUUUAAGUUGACAGAAAGUAAAGAUACUGAAGGGGAAAAGUUUCCAAAAAAUAACACCGAGUUGUUAAUUAAGAAGUUGAGCGAGAAAGACAUGGCUGGAAAAAAAGAUAAGCCCAAAAAUUCCGAUGACGAUCCGAAGAGAAAAUGAAAAACAGGUUUUCGAAAUUCUGAAAGGAUUCUUAUGAAAGGUGAUGUCGAUAUUACAAAAGAAGCUCCAGAAGUUUUUCAUGUACCUGCCGAUGGACUACUGGAACGCUUACGAACUAAUUAUAGAAA
Leptinotarsa decemlineata (Colorado potato beetle) is the source of this 9603-nucleotide messenger RNA. RefSeq lists its product as uncharacterized. The record is from RefSeq and is a predicted model, not a curated record. NCBI's taxonomy places the organism in Eukaryota, Metazoa, Arthropoda, Insecta, Coleoptera, Chrysomelidae.